CUUUUGAAUCCUUUAUAAGACAGAGUGGCAACCCAGAGCCAACAUUACUAUUUUACCUGGAAUCUCCUCAGCUAUUUUUCCUUUACCUAGCUGAGAAAACUAUAAAGGUUUAAAAUGAGCCUUACAGACUAUCUAAGCCCUUCUGAUAUUGCUGCUGCUCUGCGGGACUGCCAAGCUCCAGAUUCCUUUAGUCCCAAAAAAUUCUUUCAGAUCAGUGGGAUGUCUAAAAAGAGUAGCAGCCAAAUCAAGGAGAUCUUCCGGAUUCUCGACAAUGAUCAAAGUGGCUUUAUUGAGGAAGAUGAGCUCAAGUAUUUCCUUCAGAGGUUUGAGUGUGGAGCCAGAGUGUUAACCACCUCAGAAACCAAGACCUUCUUGGCAGCUGCAGAUCAUGAUGGGGAUGGUAAAAUUGGGGCUGAAGAAUUCCAGGAAAUGGUGCAGUCUUAGAGGUUCAAAAGGACCAAACAAGAUAGAAUUGAGAUGAAUCUGCAAGAGACACUCCAAAACCUUGAAAAUCAGGAGCCCCUUAUUUAUCUUGACAGUAUCUGUUCAUUGCCUUAGCAACAUAAUGAAACACUGACUGAUUUUUUUCAUUGUGUGGACCAUUUACCAUAUUCUAAACUCUACUUUAGCAGACAAUUCCCUUAAAAAUAUCCAAUAAAAAUUAAU
Falco peregrinus (peregrine falcon) is the source of this 666-nucleotide messenger RNA. RefSeq names its product parvalbumin, thymic CPV3. Gene Ontology annotation, molecular function: calcium ion binding. Gene Ontology annotation, cellular component: cytoplasm; nucleus. The transcript has 5 exons. The coding region runs from base 115 to 444 and encodes 109 amino acids. The record is from RefSeq and is a predicted model, not a curated record. Lineage: Eukaryota; Metazoa; Chordata; Aves; Falconiformes; Falconidae.